GCGCUAGGACCUCAAACAUCAGAGCCCGGCUAUGCCUCCUUAUGGACGAUCCCGUCUCCUGCCGCCGACGUACGCCAACGUCCCAGGGCUCCGCCUCCCACCUCUUCUCCGAGUGACCAUAAUGGCGAUGCAUCUGCUUUGAGUUGUGCGGCUACAACAACAACCCCCCUUCUUCCCCCCGCCCUGAUUUGAUCCUCGGGACAGCGUGCAUCCAUACUAGAGACUCGGAUUGUGUUCACUAGAGUGGUUAGGAGGGACGGGAAAGUGGAAGAACGCAGUCGCGAGAUCUUGGAAGUCGAGUAAGAAGUGGCUGAUCUGCUUGGUCUGUCUAGCCAGCCAGUCAGCCGGCCGGUCGUUCGUUCAAAGACUCUCAUCCUGUUCUCUGACGAGCGUCUGUCCUAAUCUCGAGUGCCUUUUUUUUUGCUACGGGGGAGCUGAGGGGUUGCCAGGAUCCGGAACUUUGUGACGGUUUGACUGAACGAGGAUUUCACUACGCUGUCUGAUCACCAGCUUUCUUGUCUCCUACAGCGUCCACGUAACGUCACCAGCUGCACAUUAAGGAUUAUUUUGUAUAUUUUAGUUGGAGACGCAGCUUCUUUUAUUUAUUUAUUUUCCAGAUUUCCUUCUUUUCUUCCCUCGGAGAGCUUGCUGUAUGAUCCGACUGACUUGCUCGUCACCGGCAGCGCUUUGUUUUUGUUUCGGCACAGCUAGCGACUGGAAAUUGAGGUGCAGAUGAAGAGACAAAAGUUGGGCAGCUAGAGCAAAAUCCCCAGUGUGGUAAGACGGUGCGAUCGCUGUCGCUGGACUGAUUUACAGAACACCUUAAACCGCAGUUUGUUGCUGCUGCUUAUUUGUCGCUUUUAUUUCCUGAUCUCACUUUUGUUGUGGAUUGUGAACGUGAGCGGAAAGGCGCUCUUUUCGAGCCUCGUCAACUACUUACCUUCACGCAAUUCCUGAGUUGUGGGGGGCCGCUUUAUAUAUACAUAUAUAAAAAAAGACUCGCGGAUGUGGGCCCACUUGUUUUAGACCCUCGACUCAGGAAUUCCAGCAACGCCUUCUUGGAGUUGCGUGCAUCCGAAGGAGACCCGCAUGACGGGCGAAGCGCCGCACUUCAGCCGACUACUGCGUGAGGGAUUUCUGUGGAAGUUGUAACGGAUAGUCCAUCCUACAUUCCAUCGUGCUACACUCGCAUCUUCUCUUUCUACCUACUGGUCAUCCGAAAUUCCCACUCCUGGAUUCUCCCACGGCCGAGCCGCAAAUGACAACCGGGCGCAACAACCGUGUUAUGAUGGAAGGAGUCGGGGCGAGAGUGGUGCGGGGCCCCGACUGGAAGUGGGGCAAGCAAGACGGCGGAGAGGGCCACGUCGGCACUGUGCGCAGCUUCGAGAGCCCGGAGGAGGUGGUGGUGGUGUGGGAUAACGGCACGGCGGCCAACUACCGCUGCUCAGGAGCCUACGACGUGCGCAUCUACGACAGUGCGCCCACAGGCAUUAAGCAUGAUGGGACUAUGUGCGACACCUGCCGUCAGCAGCCAAUCAUUGGGAUCCGCUGGAAGUGUGCUGAAUGUACAAAUUAUGAUCUUUGCACAACUUGCUAUCAUGGGGACAAGCAUCAUCUGAGACACCGAUUCUACAGAAUAACCACACCAGGAAGUGAGAGAGUUCUUUUGGAGUCCCGUCGUAAAUCAAAGAAAAUCACAGCCCGAGGGAUAUUCACAGGGGCCCGAGUUGUGAGAGGAGUGGACUGGCAAUGGGAGGACCAGGAUGGAGGAAAUGGGCGAAGAGGCAAAGUGACUGAAAUUCAGGAUUGGAGUGCUGCCAGCCCUCACAGUGCAGCAUAUGUUCUGUGGGACAAUGGAGCCAAGAACCUUUACAGAGUUGGCUUUGAAGGCAUGUCUGACCUAAAGUGUGUUCAGGAUGCAAAAGGUGGCUCAUUUUAUAGGGAUCAUUGUCCUGUUUUAGGUGAACAGAAUGGCAAUCGCAAUCCAGGGGGCCUACAGAUUGGGGAUUUGGUGAACAUUGACUUAGAUUUAGAAAUUGUUCAGUCUCUUCAGCAUGGACAUGGCGGGUGGACUGAUGGAAUGUUUGAGACCUUAACUACCACCGGCACAGUAUGUGGUAUUGAUGAAGAUCAUGACAUUGUAGUACAGUAUCCCAGUGGCAAUCGGUGGACAUUCAACCCUGCUGUCCUGACCAAGGCAAAUGUGGUAAGGAGUGGUGAUGCUGCAGCAGGUGCAGAAGGAGGAGUCUCGCAGUUUUCUGUUGGUGACCUGGUUCAGAUUUGUUAUGACACUGAGAGAAUUAAGCUUUUACAGAGAGGGCAUGGAGAAUGGGCAGAAGCCAUGCUACCAACUCUUGGAAAAGUUGGACGAGUCCAGCAGAUUUAUUCUGACAAUGACUUGAAGGUGGAGGUUUGUGGAACAUCCUGGACGUACAAUCCUGCAGCUGUUACUAAGGUGGCCCCAGCUGGUUCUGCUGUAACAAAUGCAUCAGGAGAGCGUCUUUCUCAGCUACUAAAGAAGCUAUUUGAAACACAAGAAUCUGGAGAUAUAAAUGAAGAGCUGGUAAAGGCAGCUGCCAAUGGUGAUCUUGCCAAAGUUGAAGACUUACUAAAGAGACCUGAUGUUGAUGUGAACGGCCAGUGUGCUGGACAUACUGCUAUGCAGGCAGCAAGCCAAAAUGGCCAUGUGGAUGUUCUGAAACUGCUGCUGAAACAUAAUGUGGACCUGGAAGCUGAGGACAAAGAUGGAGACAGGGCAGUGCAUCAUGCAGCUUUUGGAGAUGAAGGUUCGGUUAUUGAGGUGUUGCACAGAGGCGGUGCAGAUCUGAACGCUCGAAACAAACGCAGACAGACUCCUUUACACAUUGCAGUAAACAAAGGGCACCUGCAAGUUGUUAAGACUUUGCUGGACUUUGGCUGUCAUCCCAGUCUUCAGGACUCUGAAGGUGAUACUCCUCUUCAUGAUGCAAUUAGCAAAAAGAGAGAUGACAUGCUGUCCGUGCUCCUGGAGGCUGGAGCAGAUGUUACCAUCACCAACAACAAUGGAUUUAAUGCUCUUCACCAUGCAGCCUUACGAGGGAACCCCAGUGCAAUGAGAGUUCUGCUGUCCAAGCUGCCCAGACCCUGGAUUGUGGAUGAAAAGAAAGAUGAUGGAUACACUGCCUUGCACUUAGCCGCACUCAACAAUCACGUAGAAGUAGCAGAGCUCCUUGUCCAUCAGGGUAAUGCCAAUUUGGACAUCCAAAAUGUUAACCAGCAGACUGCUCUGCAUCUUGCAGUGGAGCGCCAGCAUACUCAGAUUGUCAGACUGCUGGUCCGUGCUGAAGCUAAGUUAGAUAUCCAGGACAAAGAUGGCGACACACCUCUUCAUGAAGCCUUGAGACAUCACACCCUUUCCCAGCUCCGUCAGCUGCAGGAUAUGCAAGAUGUUGGCAAAGUGGAUAGUCUCUGGGAGCCCUCAAAAAACACUUUAAUCAUGGGUCUAGGAACACAAGGUGCAGAAAAGAAAAGUGCUGCCUCUAUUGCCUGUUUCCUUGCAGCAAAUGGAGCAGAUCUUACCAUCAGGAACAAAAAGGGUCAAUCUCCACUUGAUCUUUGCCCAGAUCCCAGUCUUUGCAAGGCUCUUGCCAAAUGCCACAAAGAAAAAUCCAGUGGACAGGUGGGCUCCCGCAGUCCGUCUUUAAUCAGCAAUGAUUCAGAGACUCUGGAAGAAUGCAUGGUUUGCUCAGAUAUGAAGAGAGACACUCUUUUUGGUCCCUGCGGACAUAUCGCCACCUGCUCUCUCUGCUCUCCGAGGGUCAAAAAAUGUCUUAUUUGUAAAGACCAAGUUCAGUCCAGGACAAAGAUUGAAGAAUGUGUGGUAUGUUCGGACAAGAAGGCAGCAGUGCUCUUUCAGCCUUGUGGCCACAUGUGUGCCUGUGAGAAUUGUGCCAGCCUGAUGAAGAAAUGUGUGCAGUGUCGAGCAGUGGUCGAGCGGAGAACGCCUUUCAUUAUGUGUUGUGGUGGGAAAGGUAUGGAGGAUUCCACUGAUGAUCUUACCAGUGGAAGUAUCCCAGCGUUGCAAAGAGACAAGGACAAUACAAAUGUCAAUGCUGAUGUACAGAAAUUACAGCAGCAGUUACAGGAUAUCAAGGAGCAGACUAUGUGCCCAGUGUGCCUGGAUCGUCUGAAGAACAUGAUCUUUAUGUGUGGUCAUGGCACGUGUCAGCUCUGUGGAGACCGGAUGAGCGAGUGUCCAAUUUGUCGCAAGGCAAUCGAGCGAAGAAUACUUCUCUACUAAACUGAUGCUGAAGAGGAAGUGGCCAUCCUUAAAAAAAUUCUUCCAAAUUGAGAGGCUUUAUUUGUAUAAUUUUUUUAAUCUUAUGAACACCUUCACAUUUUUUUUUAGCUUAACACUAGAAUUACCAAAGCCUACGAAAAAACUCGUAAAUCUCGCACAACUUAAAUCCAUUCACACCUCUCCGUCAGCGUCUUUUGUCUUGUAAAUCUGCCGAUAAAGACAAGCAGCAAGCAGCCUGCUAUUCCAUCCCCCCCCCCACCACCGCAGACCAUGCACAAAGUUCUCCCAGCUCAUGCCUUGAUUAUCUGGGAGUGAAGUGCUGGAGUUUUAGAGUGAAAAUACUAGAUCAUUAUUUGGAACACAUGCAUUUCAUGUGUGUUCCUUUUUCUACAAUAAUCUGUGUAAACACAUUGUUAAAACAGAAACAUUUUUCAUAUUUUAGCAAUAAAUGACAAAAUGUAGGCAUUAAACUAUAUAAUGUGUGAAGCCUGAAUUACAAAGAUCAAAUAAACACUUUCACAAAAGGUUAAAGGACAAUACAACAGUUUCCGUGGAGUAGUGGUAAGAUUUGCUGACUUGUAAUCAAGAGUCCCCGGUUCGAUCCUGACCUCCAACUAUUUUUACUGUUUUCAGUAGUGAGCUGCUCUUAUUGUUAAUAUUAUAUAGUACACACAUACAUUUGGUUGCAUCUGUAACAGCUGGUGUACAUUUAUAGUGCUUGUAAAAGUUACCUUUUUUUUUUUUCCACUUUUAUUCUCUCGGUCACGAUCAUGAUACAUACUACCACCCCCCACCCAGGGAUCUGACGCUGUUACUUUUUAUCCAAAACUGGGAAUAACUGUAGAUGUGAGUGGUUUUUGAGGCAAUAGAACUGGACAUUCUCUGAUCUGGAGGGAUAAAAGCUGACACACAUAUGCUGGUGAGUCUGCCUUCUUCUAUCUCAACACACAUGAAAUGCAUGUGUUCCAAAUAACGAUCUAUUAUUUCCACUCUAAAACUCCAGCACUUCACUCCCAGAUAAUCAAGGCAUGAGCUGGGAGAACUUUGUGCAUGUUCUGCGGCGGUGGGGGAUGGAAUAUCAGACUGCUUGCUGCUUGUCUUUAUCGGUACAUUUACAGGACAAAAGACACUGACAAAGAGGUGCGAACUGAUUUAAGGAGGGCCGGAUUUAGGUGUUUUUUCGUAGGCUUUGGUAAUUCUAGUGUUAACCACCGUAAAAUUGCUUUUUUGAUUCUUGAAACAGCAAUUGAAAAUUGCAGGGAGGAAAACCGUUUGCUAUCUUAAAAAUCUAAUAAAUGUAAGACUGUGAAGAAGAUAUAAAGAUGUGUAUCAGCAUGGCUGUGAUUGUCUCAAGUGGACUCCCGUCUGGAAUUGUAUCUCUUGAAUUGCUGCUUAUUUUUAUUUUUAUUUCUGUUUCUUCAAAAUAGUACAUGAACCUUAGCACUAAAUAGUAAGUAAACAGUUUGCACCUCUGACAAACUUCAUCACUAGUGUUUGUUAUUAAUAAAGUUGUACUCGGCAUUAUUUUGAUUACUGCACCAGUACCAUCUAUCUGCUGCUUCUGCUACUUGCUCUGUCUGUCGAGGAACUAAAGCCAGGACUGUUAAAGUGCACAGAGAAGAAAGCUUCAGGAACUUGUUCAUCUCCAUUGGCCCUGCAGUGUAACCUCCCAGCCUGGUGGUCUUAGUAGAUUUUAACAUGCACCGUGCAACCCCAGCUAAAAUAAAAACCAUCUAAGUGAGUAGCUUUAUACUUUUAAUGCUUCUUAACAUUUCAUUUUUUGUAAUUUUGGUCUCCAGCAUGCUGUUAUUCUUUUCAUCCUUAACUAUCCAGACACACGCAUGCUGCAGCUGUAUAGAACUGUAGUGACUAGCAGAGUAAAUGUUAGAAGUUGUAUUAUGAAAACACUAUAUUUUUAUAGGCUAGCGUGUUCAUCCCAGCUGUACAAACAAUGGGUGAAUGUACUGAGUGUUGACAUGCACACUUUGCUGUAACAGGAACGUGCUUUUUUGUUUGUCACCUGUCCUAUUCAAAACACUUACUUGUUAUUGAUCUGAGCCUAAUCUUCAGUAUGGCCUGACACCUUUUUUUUUUAAACAGAGCAGCAUAUAGUGUUGUCUCUGUGGCGUUGCCUUGAAAAUAAACAUGGAGUUUUGACGGAGUUUAUCUUUAGACAGAGUUUUUACUCAAGCGAACGUUAUGAUUCCUGGCUAGAACUGAGUUCUCUUUGCAGUUAAUCAUGCUUUGCACUGGCACUCUCAUUUUUCAAGGUAAUGUCUUUUAAAGUAUUAGUUGUGCCUUGCUUACCAAACGUCUCAUUUGCAUUGCUUAAUAAUGGGUGGGUUUGCAGACAUACUGACACUUUGUCAUUGUGGCCCUGAUCGACUUUGUGGCAGUUAUUAUGUGAACACAAUGCAUAGUUUUACUGUGUGACAGUACGACAGACUGAUCUCAAGUGUAUUUUGUCAGAAGCCUGGAUUGAAACGAUUGUUGUCUUAUAAACAUUGCAACGCUUUUCCACGAUUAGAAAUUGGUGCCAUUAGUUGCAGUGCUGAGGCAAGAAAUAGACACAUGUAAACACUUUCUUAUACAAUAGCUCAGUUUCAUUUACCUUUUUGUACACUUACUUAGGUUGUGUAAGAACACUAAUAUUAAAUUAGAGCUGGCACUAGACUGUACAUGUACAGUAAGUAUAUACAAUUUGGCCCCUUUGAUGAACUGGUGAAGUGCCCAGGGCUGUUUCCUGCUCCACACCCAGUGCUGCCAAGAUAGACUGUGGCCUCCUGCCUGCUGGUGGUGGACUAAAUAGCAGAGACACUUAACAAUAUAUUCACAUCAAGGACCUAAUAAUGACUAGGGCCAGCUUCAGGCCUUUUUGUAAUGCUGCCAUACAAGUCCUAAUUUUUGUGCAGCGGGCAUUACAAGAUUCUCCUUUGAAAGGUAAGGUGGGAUGGAAAUCUGCUUCACCCUCUGUGCUCCAGAACUCACCAUAAAGAUUCAAGUGAUUGGGGAGGCUAUGGGAAGCGUUUUGAUUUCAUCCUGGUGUUCCUGUUGCCAAUCUUUGAAUUAGUCGAGCAGUGUGACUGGGGGUGUUAUCUUCAUGGAACAAGGAAAUUAUCAUUAGGGAACAAUGUUUACACCAUAAGGUGCACUUUGUAAACUACAUUGUUUGGCCAUUUUAUGACCUUGCAGAGCCAUCAUUGGACUGCUGUAAGAUGGCUGUCCAUAACAUUACAGAUGCCCACCAUGAUUAUCAAGCAUUAUAGGCUGAAGUAUACUUACAUUGGCUUUCUCCAAAUGUAAACCCAUUCAGAUGUAGUCAAUAGGGUGAAGGACCAUAAGACCAUCAUUUUUUAUUUUUCUGUUGAUCGGGGGGGGGUUUGGGGGGGAUAUUUUGUUCUCUUUACACCACAUUAGGUGUCCUUGUAUGUUGGCCUUGGGUACAAUUUCUGACCUAAAUUCCAGCACUUGUGAAGCUUACAAUGUUUGUUGAGAUGGAGUGACGGAUGUGCUGAUUUAAUUGUGUGAUCAUUUUGGAAGUGAAGACUUUACUUUGUGAAGUCCUUGUCUAUUCCAGUCAGCGAGCUUUGACCUGCAGCCAGUGCAGUAAGUUCAAAUUUGAUAUUUGCUCAUGAUUUUUGGGACUUUACACUUUGAUAUAUGAAAUGAUUUUGCCAUUUUUGUGACUUAUGCAUCUGCAAACGAGGCAACCAAAUAUUUGGUAUCCAAGUGCUUAGACCUCUUUUAGAACGGUCACAAACUGCUAAAUGGCGUUCAGGUUAAUAUGACAAGACAUUUCCAGCUCCAUUGGUCACCGUGGUUUUGUUACUUCAGAAUUAAAUUCCUUUUUUGUGUGGCACUCCCUUUAUUUUGUCCAUCCCGUGUGUUUAACUACUCACCAUUAUGAUCAGAUAGCAUUCACUUUCCUUUGGCCAGCGUCUAACUUUCACUGUUAAAUUGCAUUAAACUUAACCAUUGCUUUACACAUUGAUUGCUUCUGACUCGCUGUUGUUCAUGAAAGGUAUGACCGUGAAUUUUGCUUUGGAUGUUAGGAUUUGGUUGCUGUGUAAAGUGUCUUCCUUUUAGAAAUGAGUUGAGUUAACUUACUUGUAUAGCUGAGAAAACACCCAAAGAAGUUCCUUCAUGUCUAUUAAAAGAUUUCUUUUAAAUGGCAAUUUAUGAUUGUCUUUUGAUGUCCAUAAGGAGUUUUUGUGUUAUUUUAAGCCAGUCACAUUACACGACUUCUCGUUGGAUUGGAUGCCAAACUGUGUAAUUCUCCCGCGUAAGUCACAUUACAAGAGUGGGAGUCGCAGGGUAUGUCAAAUUAGACGACAGCAUGAUGACAUCUGCACAAUGUCUUGAGCUCGGGCCGGUUUCUCAUAGCCAGCAACAUAUUACUUGAUGAAGCCGCUGCCCUUGAGAAGGUUUACAGGUGUGGCAAAUUCAGCCACAAUCCUCUGCCUGUUUGUCUUUCUUCCAUUCUGUUGUGGUAUGUAAAACACAAGACAUCUGGCAAACAAGCCUCUCUUCUGGUUGUGAGGUGCAAAUUGCCCACCUCCUUAUUCCUUGUAGCGGUCUUAUAUGCGUUGUACCUCCGAGUGAGCUCUCAUUGGUUGUCAGUUCUCUCUUGCACAAGAACCCGCUCCUAAUUUUGUCAAGGGGAGUCCCAGACUGCUGCUGACUACGGGAGCUCGCCGUGACUGCCAUCGACUCGGUUACAUUAUUUAAUUGAAGUCCAGGACAGAAAAUCGCUUGAAAAGUCGUGUAAUGUGAUGGGGACAGUUCCUGUUCUUAGUUUACCGGAGGCGUGGGAGACUUUUGGAUUUAAACUGCACAUCAGAGUUCCUCCUACCUUACCGUGUUGACCCCUUCCUAUUGUUUGUUGUAUCAUUUGACUUCUUAAAGUAGAAAUGCACUAAUUUUCUUAAGGGUUUCAGUGUUUUGUUUUUUCUUUUUUAUCUUUAGUUCAAAGAAUUCUUACUUUUGCAGGAUGCUGCGAGACAUUCUUUGGUUUCUAAUUAUUAUACCUGCAUUGUUUUAUCUUUGUUGUUAUUAUUGUCUUUACCUUGUGACAUAUGCAAUUUUAUUUUGUAUCUUGAAAGCUAUUUAGUUCAAUUUGUAACUGCUAAGUGCUUUAUAAUAUAUUGUUUAAAAACCAGGUCAUCCUUGACCAAAGCUAUAGGAAUAAAUACCAGUUUGCCUCAA
Erpetoichthys calabaricus (reedfish) is the source of this 9484-nucleotide messenger RNA. RefSeq names its product MIB E3 ubiquitin protein ligase 1 (gene mib1). Lineage: Eukaryota; Metazoa; Chordata; Cladistia; Polypteriformes; Polypteridae. Gene Ontology annotation, cellular component: cytoplasm. The transcript has 21 exons. The coding region runs from base 1259 to 4279 and encodes 1006 amino acids. Gene Ontology annotation, molecular function: ubiquitin-protein transferase activity; protein binding; zinc ion binding. Gene Ontology annotation, biological process: protein ubiquitination. The record is from RefSeq and is a predicted model, not a curated record.